Messenger RNA from Fusarium keratoplasticum, 1707 nucleotides. RefSeq lists its product as uncharacterized. Gene Ontology annotation, molecular function: N,N-dimethylaniline monooxygenase activity; flavin adenine dinucleotide binding; NADP binding. The transcript is spliced from 3 exons. The record is from RefSeq and is a predicted model, not a curated record. Lineage: Eukaryota; Fungi; Ascomycota; Sordariomycetes; Hypocreales; Nectriaceae. The coding region runs from base 1 to 1707 and encodes 568 amino acids.
AUGACUCCGAGCCUUGAAGCGACUUACGAAGCCACUGCCGCUGGCACGCAACGGGAAUCAGGUCUUGAUAAUCCCUCCAACUGGGUUCCCGUCUUGGAAAAGCCGGUUUACAAACCUCGCAAGCUCCGAGUUGUUUGUGUCGGGGCUGGCUACUCUGGCUUGAUGAUGGCGUACAAGUACAAGCACCAACUGGAAAUGAAAGAGCACAUGGAUCUGGUUAUUUACGAAAAGAACUCCGACAUAGGUGGAACAUGGCUGGAAAACAGAUACCCAGGUGUGGCGUGCGACGUUCCAGCUCACAUUUACACCUUCCCCUUCGAACCGAAUCCCGAUUGGACCAGCUUUUAUGCCGCGGGCCCAGAAAUUUGGGAGUACAUCAAGAGGACUACGGACAAAUAUCAACUUGAUGAGCGUGUCCAGCUGAACAGCAAGGUUACUUCAACCAUCUGGGAUGAGGCUUCGGGGAAGUGGAAGAUUGAGGUCAACCAGAACGGAACCGUCAUCAAGGAUGAGGCGGAUGUGUUGGUCAAUGGAUCCGGCAUCCUCCAUAAAUGGCGUUGGCCGGAGAUCAAAGGGCUGGACUCUUUCAAGGGCAGACGGCUACACAGUGCUGCCUGGGACACAUCUCUUGAUUGGACCGGCAAGCGUGUCGCCAUUAUCGGCAAUGGUUCCUCGGCAAUCCAGAUCUUGCCCAAGAUGCAACCAGCGGCGGCCAAGAUUGUCAACUAUAUCAGAUCGCCCACUUGGAUUUCGUCCAACUUCGCGGCAGAGCUCACUCCUGAAGGAAAGAACUUUCAGUACACUGAAGAGCAGAAGAAGGAGUUCCGGGAGAAUCCCGAAGAGCUGCGCGAGAUGCGCAAGCUCAUCGAGCAUCACUUCAACCAGUUUUUCUACGCCCUUGUCGUCGAUACUCCUCAGCAGAAAGCCGCGGCCAAGGUGUUUCAGGACGAAAUGGAAAGAAGACUCAACCACGACUCCGACCUCUGCGCCAAGCUGAUCCCUGACUGGAAGGUGGGCUGCCGCCGACUUACUCCUGGCGAAGGCUAUCUUGAAGCACUCCAGGAGCCAAAUGUGGCCAUAGAGUUCUCGGGUAUCAAGAAGGUCACCGAGACUGGAAUUUUGGCGGCAAAUGGUUCCGAGGAGGAGUUUGAUAUCAUUGUUUGCGCUACCGGCUUCGAUGUCAGCUUCACCCCAUUCUGGGAAGUCGUUGGUAAGAAUGGUGUUAAGCUUGCAGACCAGUGGCGGGACGACCCAGCAGCCUACUUUGGUAUCUGCGCUCCCAACAUGCCAAACUACUUCAUUUUCAACGGGCCCAACUGCCCGAUCGGCCAUGGGAGUUUGCUGUCGGUUAUGGAUUGGACAGCCGACUACAUUAUGAGGUGGAUCAAGAAGAUCUCAACGGGCGAUAUCAAGUCUGUCACAGUCGAUACUGAUGCAACGGCUGACUACAACACCUACACCCACGAGUUCUUGAAGCGAACCGUCUGGACAAGUGGCUGCAGAUCCUGGUACAAGAACAACAAGGUAGACGGCAAGGUAACCGCCAUGUAUGCAGGGAGCAUCAUUCACUACAAGGAAAUUUUGGAGAGCUUCAGGACCGAGGACUUCCACUUCGAGUACAACAGCCGGAACAGAUUCAGGUUCAUGGGCAAUGGACUCACAGUCCUUGAAGAGAAGGGGGAGCAUCUCGGGUUUUAUGUCAAGUAG